AUGUCUUCAAGCACUUCUUCAGUUGUGUCUUCUCCACAUGUAGGAAAGAGAUCAUUUUCCUCCACUAUAAAAUCGUUCUUCACAAACUCCAAUAAAAAAGGGCCAUUUAGCAAUAAAAUUUUCGGUUCGAGCUUUCCACAUGCGAAUCAUGUGGAGGAAUCAGAUGUUGAAGAUACAUUACAUCUUAAAAAAAGAAAGAGGGUGUCCGGUACAUCACAGCAUAGCGACAGCUUGAUUCAGGACAACAAUAGCGCUCCAAUUAUAAUAUAUGGAACGGAAAGCACUGAGAGACCGCCGGUUCUACCAAUUUUGCCCAUACAAAGAUUGAGGUUGUUAAGGGAAAAGCAGAGGUCGAGAAAUAUGCGCGAGCUUAGAUUAUUCCAAUCAACUGGGUUGCCAUCAGUUACAUCUUCGGUUAUAUUGGACUCUCAAGAUAAAACCGAUGGCAAGGAUUCGUACCUACGCACAUCAUCCACUCCUUCUCCGAUUAAAAAGGUGUCUUGCACCGGACAAUUGCCCGGAGAAAGCGGCGAGAACAUCAAUGUUGGACUACCCAUUCUCAAAUCAUUGAAAAAUAGAACCAGUAGAAAAAAGUUCCAAAACCAGUCAAAGGGGACUGUUUGGUCAGCGGAUUUUGAAUAUGACUUAUCGGAAUAUAACGCUAUACAAAAACAGAAUAACAAUGGUAAUGACAUUAAUGCUGACGGUGAUCAGACAACAAUCGGCAACAGGAAGAAUAACAAGAAUAAUGGUUUAAAUGGCAACCUGGCCACAUGCCCUAACCCAACAAGUGAAAUGGAAGACCUACGUUCAGAUAUCAACUCUAAUAGGUUAUCGAAUCCUCAAAAAAAUCUACUUUUAAACGGACCAGCUUCCACAAUUGCGAAAACUGCCGCUAUGCAGAAGAAUUCUGUUCCCAAUUUGGAGUCCUUUGAUACACCUACUUUAAAGAAAACUACUGAGCCCAAAAAGGACAAAGAAAGUAUCGUUUUGCCUACUAUAGGUUUUGACUUCAUCAAAGAUAAUGAGACACCAUCUAAGAAAACUUCUCCUACGGCAGCUUCUUCUGCAGGUGCGGUCUUUAAAUCUAAUUUAACAAUGGGGGAAAAAGAUAAGUCAACGAAAACUGUCGAAACGCCCACUUUAUCUUUUAAUUUUGGUCAUAAGGCUAAUAAACCUAAGGUGGCCGACAAUAGUGUCCCUUCCACAACUUUAUUCAAUUUUGGCAGGAAACCAGAUACGGCUCCUUCUGCCAAUCAACCUUAUACAUUUGGAAAGACAUCCGAGAAAAGUGAAAAACAUACAGAAUCAGAAGCACCUACACUCUCUUUCUCAAAGCCAGCACCUUUUUCAGAUAUCCCUCCAAAAUCAACUGCUCCAGCAUUUUCUUUUGGUAAACACAAAGAGAAACAAGGAGAGAAUGGUGACAAAGAUAACGAUGACGAAGAACCCAGAAGAAAAAGGCGCGCUCCUGUUAAUGAGGAUACAAACGCUAAGCCUCUGUUCGAUUUUGGUAAGAACAGUAGCCAAAAGGAGGCCAAAAAUGAGAAGUCAGAAAAGGUCACAUCGGAGAAACCAAGCUUUGUCUUUGGUUCAAGCAAUAAGCAAACUGAGCAUGCAUCACCAUUUGCAUUCGGGAAAAAGGCUGAUGUUACAGGCAAGACGGACUCGCCUACGCCAUUUACCUUUGGUAAAGUGGCCAUCGUGAAAGAAUCACCCGCCAAACCAUCGGAGACUCCUGCUACAAUAGUUGAGAAACCUACUUUCACUUUUCGCCAGUCAGCAAGUGAAAAUAAAAAUUCUGAAGGAAGUGCAAAACCUACGUUUCCCUUCUCUAGGCCAGCGGAGGAACAAAAAAGUAGCUCAACUUCGAAUUCAGUAGCCAAGCCUUCGUUUUCCUUUUCGAGCAAGUCAGUUGAUAUUCAAGCACCAACGGAUAAUAAAACGCUCAAGUCUACGUUUUCUUUUACUGAACCUGCCCAAAAAGAUUCAUCGGUUGUUUCGGAUCCUAAAAAGCCCUCCUUUACGUUUGCGGCUUCAAAAACUACACAACAAAAGCCAUUGUUUUCAUUUGGUAAACCAGAUGCGACCAAAGAACCACCGGGCUGUAAGACUUCAUUCGGCCUCACUAAACCUUCUCCUGAAGAGACGGAGAAAAAAGCUACGACGCAAUCUUUUACAUUUGGUGGACCGGCAACAAAUCACACCACGGACACGAGCAUAAAACCAUCUUUUAGUUUUGGAGCUACUGAGUCGACUGAGCCAUCGACAACUACGGCAGUGGGAAGUACUGGAAAGCUAUCCAAUGGAUUUUCCUUUACAAAAUUUAAUGGCAACAAAGAAAAGUCAAGUUCACCGAAUUCUCUCUUCGGCGGUUCUGCUUCCUCAACUCCAGUUCCCCUUUUGGGUAAGCCAACUGACGUUAGUAGUAGUACAACAUCUAAAUCUGCAUUUUCAUUCGGUACCGCCAACGCUGCGAAUGCUUCAGCAAAUUCUACAUCAUUUUCGUUCAAAGCUCCUACUACUGGCAACGGGACAACCACCACAGCCAACAAUACCUCAGGAACCAAUAUAGCGGGUGGCUUUGAUUUAGGAAAACCAGCUCAAAAUAUUGCUGGUAGCAACAGCAAUGGAGCAGGCUCCGGAUUUAGUUUUUCGAGCCCAGGAACCGCAGCAAAUGGUGUAGCCUCCAACCAGCCUUCAUUUAAUUUUGGGAACAAUGGUGCAGGAGGUCUUAACCCUUUUACAUCGGCAACGCCAUCAGCUAAUGCUGGCCUAUUUAGUAAAGCCUCUUCCAUGGGUGCACAGAAUAUCAAUGCUCCUUCUGCUUUCAAUUUUACUGGAAACAAUUCUACGACUGAUGGGGGUUCUGUAUUUAAUAUGAACAACAACAGUAACGCUAAUACCGUGUUUGCUGGAUCUAAUACUAAUCAACCUCAUCAAUCGCAAAAUCCUUCUCUUAAUGCAAAUAACUCAUUCACGCCAUCAACAGUUCCUAAUAUUAAUUUCGCUGGAUUCAACGGCGGAAAUACUAUUACUGCGGUCGGCACCUUAAAGCCAAGUGAUAUAUUUGGUGUAAAUGCAGCCUCUGGUUCUAACUCGAAUACAAUAAAUCCGUCAUCUAUUUUUGGAGGGGGCAGUGGUGUACCGACACCUUCUUUUGGGCAACCACAGUCAGCGCCUAAUCAAAUGGGGAUGGGAAUGAAUAAUGGCAUGAGCAUGAGUAGCGGUGUUAUGGCGAACAGAAAAAUUGCAAGAAUGAGGCACUCUAAAAGAUAA
This is a messenger RNA of Saccharomyces paradoxus, 3279 nucleotides long. It is a transcript of the gene NUP1, whose product is annotated as FG-nucleoporin NUP1. The transcript has a single exon. The record is from RefSeq and is a predicted model, not a curated record. The coding region runs from base 1 to 3279 and encodes 1092 amino acids. NCBI's taxonomy places the organism in Eukaryota, Fungi, Ascomycota, Saccharomycetes, Saccharomycetales, Saccharomycetaceae.